This is a messenger RNA of Sclerotinia sclerotiorum 1980 UF-70, 1278 nucleotides long. RefSeq lists its product as hypothetical. The transcript has 4 exons. The record is from RefSeq and is a predicted model, not a curated record. Bases 1 to 1278 code for a protein of 425 amino acids. NCBI's taxonomy places the organism in Eukaryota, Fungi, Ascomycota, Leotiomycetes, Helotiales, Sclerotiniaceae.
AUGGCUUCAAUGAAACCCAUCUUUUGUGCUACCCACCCAAGAGCAUGCUCUACCGCAUUCGAAAGAGUCUUCAUGACUCGCGAUGAUGUUCUCGCCUGUGUUCACGAACCCUUCGGAGAUGCAUUCUACUUCGGUCCCGAGAGACUCAGCCCGAGAUAUGAGAAUGACGAGUCCGCUCGUCAGGAGAGUGGUUUCGCAGAUAGUACAUAUAAGAAAGUCUUUGAGAGAAUUGAGAAAGAAGGGAAAGAGGUUAGAAUUAGAUUUACUUUCACCAUUUUUCCUUUGAAUAGAUUUAGUUCUGCUGUUUUGCGGGAACCCUCGAGAUUGGAUUGGGUCAUGAGACGAGUGUCUGAUUUUGAGGACUCUGCCUCUGCUGGAAAGCGUCUGUUCAUCAAAGAUAUCAUUCACUAUCUCGUACCUCCUCAAGGUAAACCAGCAACAAUUGCGCCAUCACUCGUUGGUAAAAGUGUAAAGAAAGGAGUAGGAACCAAUGGCGAAACAAAUGGGACAAACGGAGUAUCAAAUGGUGAAACCAACGGUCACCACACCAAUGGUCACACAAAUGGUCACACCAACGGUCAAACUAACGGCUUUACAAACGGAACCAGCAAGAAAGCUCCCUAUCCCUACGACACUGCCGCCGAACCCGGAAACCCUACCGUCGUCCCCGCCGAAAUCCUCAAACAAUUCCACUUCACCUUCCUAAUCCGUCAUCCCCGCUCCAGCAUCCCCUCUUACUUCCGCUGCACCAUCCCUCCUCUCGACAAAGUAACCGGUUUCUACGAUUUCAUGCCCCAAGAAGCAGGCUACGAUGAACUCCGCCGCGUUUUCGAUUUCCUCCGCUCCAAAAAUCAAGUCGGUCCCUCGCUAGCCCAGACCCCUGAUUCCGCCUCGAAAAAUUUAAAGGAUGGAGAAGUUAGUAUUACAGUUAUUGACGCAGAUGAUUUAUUGGAUAAUCCAGAGGGAAUUAUUAAGGCGUAUUGUAAAGAGGUGGGGAUGGAAUAUGAUCCUAAUAUGUUGAUUUGGGAUACCGAGGAACAUCAUCGUAAAGCUAGGGAAGCUUUUGAGAAGUGGAGGGGCUUUCAUGAUGAUGCGAUUAGUAGUACGAGUUUGAAAGCUAGGAGUGUGGAACAUAAAAAGAAACCCAAAACUCCAGCUCAAGAAAAUGAAGAAUGGACCCAGAAAUAUGGUCUUGAGGCAGCGGAAAUCAUUAGACGUACUGUUGAUGCUAAUGUAGAGGAUUAUGAGUAUUUGAAAAGUUUCGCUGUUAGGGUUUAG